AUGGAUCCUGGUUUCGCCCUGCACCAGUUCCUGCAGCCGCUCCGGGUUGACAGUCAAAAGAUUCACGCACUGUCCCGCCUCUUUUAUGCCAAUUUCAAGCAUCUUGCUCUCAACGCCGAGGAUCAAUUCCUCGCGACGCCCAUCUCCGAGUCCAUUCUAAGACCUGUCAGCCACAACGGCCAUGGAAGGCAUCUAGCCAUCGACAUCGGAGGCACGAACCUGAGGGUAGGAUUCGUCGAACUGGAAGGCAAAGACACCACAAUCCCCGACGACGCACUCUCCACAGCCAUCUCCCGGACCAAUGGCACCUCCUCCACCGCACCAGCUCUCCGCCUCAAAGAGAAGUCGUGGCCCAUUGAUGAUCGCCUCAAAACGGACAGCGAAGCCGACCCCCAACUUCUCUUCGACUGGAUCGGCGCCCGCAUCGCCGAAGUUGUCCGCUCCGCUUGCGAGGAAUGGCAGCUUCCCGCUCAAGAGGAGCUCCCCUUGGGCAUCACCUUCAGCUUUCCCAUGGUCCAGCACUCCAUUUCCGAUGCCACUGUCAUGACCAUGGGCAAGGGCUUCAGCAUCGGAGGUGACGCCGAACUCGGUCCUCUGCUGCUCAGGGGAUAUGAAAAGUCCCGCGUCGUCGAUGAUGGCGACGCACACCGGCUCCCUCCCAUCCGCAUUGCAGCGAUAUCCAACGACUCCGUUUCCACCCUCAUCUCCUUUAUCUACCUAUUCAACGAGUCUCAUUCUAAAAAGGCCAGCAUGGGCCUCAUCGUCGGCACUGGCUGCAACGCCACCAUCCCCCUUCGACUCACCGCCAUGGGCUCCAACAAGUGGCCCGCAAACGUGAGCACACUCCCAGGAGAAUCUGCCCAUCUCGCCCGCAUCGCCGUCAACACGGAAUGGAGCAUCCGCGGCACCGCCCCUCCCAUGCGCGAGCUGCACCUCAUCACCCCGUGGGAUUCUGCCCUCGACGCCGCGCUCGUGGGACCCAACGAGAUUGCCGGCUUCCAGCCGCUCGAGUACAUGACCGCCGGCCGCUACCUCGGCGAGCUCGGCCGUCUCAUACUCGUCGACUACCUAAAAACGGUACUCGCCUUCGAGGAGUCAUCCUUGCCCAAAGAUCUGUUGGUGAGGUACCGGAUGACGACAACGUUUCUUAGCCACUUCAAGCCCUCUCGCCCGUCAGAUCCAUCGGCCCUACUUGCCAAGUUGGAAAAUGAGUUCCCGGCAGAUGAGGGCGCCUCCUUCCAGUGGACCCCCGAGACGGCCGUCGCCCUCUACCACAUCGCAAAGGCCAUCCAGGUCCGCGCCGCAGGCAUCGUCGCAGCAGCCACCGUGGCCCUCCUCAAGCUGGCAGGGGAUAUCCCCGAGCCAGUGCCGGCCGGCGCCGACGUGACACCCGUCAAGGAGCUGGGCGUCGGCUACACCGGCGGCUGCAUCUCGCACUUCCAGGACUACCUCGCUGAUACCCAAGACUUCCUGGACAAAAUUGUGAGGCUCGAAUACCACGAACAGCCGCCGCCGGUGCGGGUCGUAUUGAGCCCCUGCCACGACGGCGGGAUCAAGGGUGCUGGCAUUCUGGCAGCCGCGACGGGAUCGAGCCAGACGCAGGAGACACAGAAGUGA
Molecule: messenger RNA, 1617 nt
Organism: Colletotrichum graminicola M1.001
Lineage: Eukaryota; Fungi; Ascomycota; Sordariomycetes; Glomerellales; Glomerellaceae
Product: hexokinase-1
Exons: 3
Coding region: 1-1617 (538 amino acids)
Biological process (GO): glucose 6-phosphate metabolic process; glycolytic process; intracellular glucose homeostasis
Cellular component (GO): cytosol; mitochondrion
Molecular function (GO): ATP binding; glucokinase activity; fructokinase activity
Source: RefSeq, a predicted model, not a curated record